Closterium sp. Naga37s-1 is the source of this 1185-nucleotide messenger RNA. Lineage: Eukaryota; Viridiplantae; Streptophyta; Zygnematophyceae; Desmidiales; Closteriaceae. The record is from the annotation of a GenBank genome assembly.
AUGACCCUUAGUAGUGCCCAAUGCACGAUGCUGAGCUCAUUGGCAGGCGUCACCGUGACGAACUGGGACCUGGACAUUUCACCAACGUUCCUGGGCGGACGGUGCGACCCCCGUGCCUUCACGGAUGACGAUCCGCAUUUCCGGGGCGCAGACGGCACCCGCUACGACUUCAAUGGCCUUCUCGACCGCUCCUUCUGCUUGGUUUCCAAUCGUCGAAUCCACAUCAACAUGGGAAUCAAGGGUUACCAGCCCAUCGCGAAUCUCCCCGGCACGGCGACAUCAUUGGAUGAAGAGUCGCUCGCUGCAGCGCUGGAAGCAGCUUCCAAAGAGAAGAAGCCACGUCAUAUCAGGCAGCUUGAGCAGGAGAGGCUGAGCGUGGAGGAACUGGGCGAGCUGGAGAGAAUGCGGGCUAAUGGGAGCCUGCUGUUGACUGAUGAGGUGGUGGCAGCGCUUGAGCGGGAGAUGGGUCGUCGCAGCAGCAAGAGUGGAUGGGAAGAGGAACAGCAUUCGAUUCAGUAUGCUAAGCACGAGCUGAAGGCGAGGCUUCUUAGAGCGAAGCCGAUUCGCAGCUGGAUCAGGGAGCUCCACGUGAUCUGGCGCGAUUCGACUGGCGUGCAACAUUCGGCAUUUUUUAAGGCUCGAGAUGGCAAGGAGCAAGGGAGGGGCAGCAGCGGGUUCAUCGACCGACUGGAGCUCGAUGGCUCGCCAGUGUACCCGCCUCUAUCCACAGGCUCUUUCAUCGCUGCCAGCGGCGGGUUCAAGCUGCUUCUGGCGGAAACACGGAGCUGCAAGGGGAAGGAUGCGGACGAAUUUCAUCUCACGAUCGACGGUGUGGUGGACAUGGGCAUCACGGCACGUUUGGCACAUCCGCUCAUGCAGACGGCUACGGAGGCCCAGGCACAUUUCAAUGUGUACAUCGCCCGGCUCAAUGUGAAUGGCAUUCACGGCGUGCUGGGUCAGACCUUCCGAGCCGAGGAAUCCCGCAAGGUGCGCUCGCUGCGGUACCGCCUGCUGACCCGCCUGCUGCGCGAGCCGGUGGAGGUGGAGAGCGAGAGCGGCAGGGGAUUCCUGGAUGGGUGCACGGAGGACUACAUCACCUCGGAUAUCCGCUCUGCGGAUUGCAUGUUCGCCGCUGCGUGGCGCAGGGGCGAACACGAGAACAGCGACGGAAGCGACUUUAUGUAA